AUGUGUCCCAAACCUGCAGUGAUAUUACAAAAAAGGAAGAGCCAGGAGGAAGCAGGAACUGCGGAGAAGUCUGAAGAUCCACACCAGUCUCCAAAGAGAGGGAAAAAAGAACACUGUGAAAAAGAGCCUGCCCAUGAAGAACCUGGAAAACAUCAGCUAUUGAAUCCCAAGAAAGAGGGUCCAUUGCACCCAAAAAAAAGAGACAGGCUCAUAGACCCUCAAGAAGAGGAUGUUAUUGAAGUGAAAUGUGUGAGUACUGGCAAGAGGCAUAAACGCACUUACUCUAACAUACAGGAAGAUGUUGAGAAACGGCAUAAUGAAAAGUACAGAAGGUUGUUGGACCAUUUUCAAACCAGAGAUGCUGUCCACUGUGGCCCUCCCAACAGUCACACAAGACCUGCUGACAACCUGAAGAACAUCAAAGGCUGCAUGGAAGAGCCUGUUCAUGGUUGCAAAAGAACUCAAUUCCAGCCAAAUCACUGUAGAUCUCCUGUCACAAAACAUCAUUCACCAGUCAAAACUGAAAAGAGCUAUUCACCAGAGACGCUUUUGGAAACACAAAAGAUGGUUGGAGUGGACAUUGAUAACCAGAGAACAAGACACCACACCCAGCCUGGUAUUCUGGGAGGAACUCAGGCCCCAAACUCCGGAAAUAGUGACACCAGUGGCAUCUUCCACAAGAACUUGUUAAUGCCUGAGGCCAAGGAGAAGCCUUUUGAGGAGAAAGGGAAGAGCAGCAGCCAAGACCAUGGUCUUGAUGUAACACCUAACAUGGAGAAGGAGAUCAUGAAUGCACUGGGCCCAGGGCCCCAAGAGGACAUCUUAAGCAGUGCGUUUAAACUGAACAUUACUCGACGAGACAUCCAGACUCUUCAGGAAAGCCAGUGGCUCAAUGAUGACAUCAUAAAUUUUUACCUGAACCUACUCUUGGAACGGAGCAAAUCACCAGGCUAUGCCACACUUCACACCUUUAAUACAUUCUUCUAUGCAAAACUCAAGUGUGGGGGAUACAGGUCUGUGAAAAGGUGGACCUAGUCCGUGAAUAUCUUUGAAAAGGACAUUGUCCUGGUGCCUGUACACCUGGAGGUCCACUGGAGCCUAGUGGUCAUAGACCUUAGAAAGAAGACCAUUGUCUACUGGGAUUCCAUGGGACUCAAGAGACCAAGUGUCCUGAGGUUGAUUUUCCACUAUCUGCAAGAAGAGAGCAAAGCAAGAAGGAAUAUAGAUUUGAACCCUUCAGAGUGGAAGCAAUACAGCAUGGCAGCAGAGGAGAUUCCUCUGCAGCUGAAUAGGAACGAUUGUGGAGUGUUUGCCUGCAAAUAUGCAGACUAUAUUUCAAGAGGCCAACCCAUAACCUUCUCUCAGCAGCAUAUGCCUCUGUUUAGGAAGAAGAUGGUAUGGGAAAUUCUGCAUAAGCGCUUACUGUAA
This is a messenger RNA of Phodopus roborovskii (desert hamster), 1428 nucleotides long. RefSeq names its product sentrin-specific protease 2-like. Lineage: Eukaryota; Metazoa; Chordata; Mammalia; Rodentia; Cricetidae. The record is from RefSeq and is a predicted model, not a curated record. Gene Ontology annotation, molecular function: deSUMOylase activity. Gene Ontology annotation, cellular component: nucleus. The transcript has a single exon. Gene Ontology annotation, biological process: protein desumoylation.